This is a messenger RNA of Drosophila kikkawai, 1904 nucleotides long. RefSeq names its product 5,10-methylenetetrahydrofolate reductase-like. Gene Ontology annotation, molecular function: FAD binding; methylenetetrahydrofolate reductase [NAD(P)H] activity. The record is from RefSeq and is a predicted model, not a curated record. Gene Ontology annotation, biological process: tetrahydrofolate interconversion. NCBI's taxonomy places the organism in Eukaryota, Metazoa, Arthropoda, Insecta, Diptera, Drosophilidae. Gene Ontology annotation, cellular component: cytosol.
CCAACCAUGGCUCACUUUGUCGACUCACCCCGCCAGAACUUCUUCUCGUAUGUGCCCUGCGUGACCUUUGCCUCCAAACAGCACGGAGUAAAGGAGCCGCGGAUUGGACCGCUUAUCGAAGGACGACAGCUACAACAGCGUCUCUACUAUGGCAUAGAGGUGAUGCCCCAUACCGAUGGGAUUCCCGUCUGCCUGAACUUAAACCGCCUUCUGCCGUUUAUGCCCCUGUUCGUCAGCAUAGCCUGGUUAGCCAAGUCAUCCUGGGAUGUGGAGCCCUUAGGCCGGGUGGAUAGCCUGCAGCUAGCCAAGCAUCUAGCCUCCAAAAUACCCGUGAUGCCGCACUUGACUCUUUAUAGACUAAACGAUGAAAGAUUGGAUCAGUUCCUGGAUCUUAACUUUAGCAAUGUUUUGGCGUUAAGGGGGAGUACGAUCUAUGAAAAUCAGACAUAUGCAUAUAGCAAAACUAUUGUGGAGAGGGCAAAGGAAAAGUUCAAAGAUAAAGCAACAGUCUGUGUGGCUGGUUUUCCAGAGGGAUAUAAUAUAGCCGAAGGGGAACCUCCGGAUCUUAAGAUUCACUUGCAUUACCUGAAAGAAAAGGUGGAUGCUGGAGCGGAUUGCAUCAUCACACAGGCCUGUUACCGACCAGAGAUCAUUAUAGACUACGUGAAAAAAGUCCGGGCAGCGGGCAUUACGGUUCCCAUAAUGGUAGGAAUUGCAGCCCACGAAUCCUUCAAGAAAUACAAGACAAUAGAGAAGGAGCAAGGAGCCAGAUUACCGCCUAGAUUGCAUGAAAAACUGGCUAAGAUGGGCAAUAAGUUUGAAAAGGACGUUAGGACAGAUCCGCAUUUGAUUCGAAAUUUGUUUGUUCGCAUCAACGUAAAUAUUAUUUGUCAAAUUCUAAAGGCAGAUAUACAAGUUUAUGGAUUUCAAAUUUUUACGCUCAACAAUUUUGGAGCUACGGCAGGCCUGCUAAGGGAACUUCGGCAACAAAAACUGUUCGGAGAGCAUUCCCUGUUCGGUUUCAGCUAGUGAUUAACUGUUACCGAGAGACCGAUCCGAUCAAGAUCCAUACAAUUGCAAUCGAGAUCGCGGCACUUUUCACAACAUCGCCUGAUUGUGAUUAGUCAUCGACCGGUUUUGGCCGAUUGUCGGUCGCCCGGCAACAAGCACGCGAGUUGAAGGUUCGUCGGAUAAUUAUCAUUGGGGCCCCUAACAGCGGCCAGACCAGACCAGACCAGAAAAAGUACUGUUAGUCACCAGAGAGCCGAUGGCGAUUUUAAAUUGGAGACCGAUUGUCUAGGGACGGGACUAUAAUUUUUGUCAUACUUACUUAUAUGUUUUCUUUGAUUUUUUUAGGGAAAGAAAUGUCUCGGAGAAUACAGAAAAUAGAUUACGAAAUCUUUACUUUAAAUAUUUAAUUUGUACCGGAACAAAGGGCGCCCACGUCAAUGUCUGGAUAAUUAUUCUCAAAUUUACCUGGCUUUUAAUAAUGACACACAAAAGUAUCUUCUUUGACGUAACCGCAGAGUUUUUUUUAAGCACUAUAUACAUACGUGUCUGUCCUUUAGGUUAUCGUUCUACGUCACGGCUCAAUGGUGACGACUUCUAAAGAUCCCGCCUUUCGGGGCAACGUGUCUUGGGCUACGUGACUUCUGGAUCAUCGCGUGGCUUCUCCCUGUCCGAGUGACGAGAUUGUUCAAUGCAAUUUCAUGCACAUGAAUUGACCACGAGCUUAUUAAAAUUAAUUAAUAAUAAUAAUAGAGCAUGGCUGGGAAUACAAAACAAAAAAAAAAAAUAACGAGUGAUAUUAAUAAUGCUAAAGGUUGUAAUUUAAUGGGGUAGACAUUAAAAAAAUUAAGAAAUUAAAUACAAAAGGCAGCUUUAUUACAGAUAAUAGUCGUUAA